AUGAGAAUCAACGACGGCAAAGCUACACAUUUCUCUGCUUCAACUUUCCAUUUAGAUCAUAUUACUACGGCUCUCAACUGUUUAACACCCUUUGAUAACAAGCAAGAUGUGUUGAUAUUUAUUGACGAAGAUGGAUUAUCAUUUGCUCGUGAAUGUAAUCAUACCAUAAGAAUCCAAUUAUUCUUAUCGAGAGAUCUAUUUGCAUCGUAUUCCUACCAUAAUGAGUUAGGCGACCAGAGUACAUUGUGCGUUAAUAUGAAUUAUCUUUUGAAUAGCUUUAACGUUGCUCAUAGAAAUGUGGAUGACGCUCUAGAAUCUACACUUUCUUAUAAUGGACCUGGUACACCAUUACAAUUAAUCUUUGAAGAUUCUCUAAUAUCUGAAAGCGUUGAAUAUCAUACUUACCAUGUAUCAAGCCUUGAUACCAUUGGAUUAAAAUUGGAUAGAGAUCAAGUUCUUUUCGAAUGCAUUGUUAAAGGUGAUGUACUCUAUUCCGCUAUCAAGGAUCUUAAAGAGAUUGGAUGUCGUGGAUGCUGUAUAUUUGCAAAAAUAGAUGAAGAUGGCGAGAAUACCUUUGCUCUUCUCUCCAAAUCUCAACUAGGAUUCUCAAGAAUUAAAUUACCAAGUAGCAGGUCUAUUUUGGAAAAAUUGGAAGUUUACGAUGGUGAUAGUACCAGUUUAGUUUAUGAUAAACCGGUAUUAGGAUUUUUUGAUUUUAAUUCAUUUGAUAAAAUUAGGCAAAGCACUAAAGUGGCUAGUAAAGUUUUGUUAAGAAUGGAUGUUCAUGGUCUUUUAAGCGUCAACAUACUGAGUAGAACCGAUGAUGUGAUAUUGACAGAUACAAGAUCUAAUAGUAAUAAUAAUGAUAAUAAUUAUGGGAAUCAUCGUAAACAGUUGUCAGGAGAAUAUCCGGGAAUUGUCAUUGAAGUUUGCAUGUUAGAAAAAGAAAAUAUCGAUGAAGCAGAUCAAGAGGAAUUUCAACUUCUCAUGGAGAUUAAUGAGUUGGAAAGAACUAGUAGGUUUUCAAAAAAAUCAACAUAUAGAAGAAGACAACCGGUAUUCAAUCAUGGUGGUGAUUUUAGUGAAUCCUCUACAGAUAACCUGCUGGGACUCACCAACGCAAGGGUGGAACCAAUUUCACCGCAGAAAAACGGCGACGUUUCACCUCGUUCCAAUAAUAACGAGAUUCCACUAUUUUUUUAG
This is a messenger RNA of Zygosaccharomyces rouxii, 1203 nucleotides long. It is a transcript of the gene RAD17, whose product is annotated as Rad17p. The record is from RefSeq and is a predicted model, not a curated record. Gene Ontology annotation, cellular component: checkpoint clamp complex. Gene Ontology annotation, biological process: double-strand break repair; DNA damage checkpoint signaling; reciprocal meiotic recombination. Lineage: Eukaryota; Fungi; Ascomycota; Saccharomycetes; Saccharomycetales; Saccharomycetaceae. The transcript has a single exon. The coding region runs from base 1 to 1203 and encodes 400 amino acids. Gene Ontology annotation, molecular function: double-stranded DNA binding; damaged DNA binding.